UAGGUUAUGAAGUCAUGAACUUCGAAACGGAAAACGAAAAUAAACAAUGACUGAUUCAGUGAUUUGUCUUGUGUUUGAAUUCGCUUGAAUUUACGAAUUUUGUAGAGUUCUAUUAUUUACUAAACAUGGAAAGUAAACAUGAAGUACCAAGUGAUCAAACUGAUAUUUGUAUCAACAGGCGAGUGAAAUUGAUGCAUUUCAGUGACGGCGUAGAAGAAGUUAUAGAACAAGAAAAUGUUAGCGAAUUAGAUGCUGCACCCAAGCAUGAAGAAACCGUUGAUCCGAAAUCCCUGGACUGGGGUCCAUGGAUCUCCCACUAUGCCUGGAAAUCCGGCACCAAAGUCCUUAACGCUGUAGAUUAUGCUGGCGAGUCAUUGGCCAACUUCUUCGGUAUCACCACACCCAAGUACCAGAUAGAGAUAGAAGAGCACGAGAGGGUUGUUGAAGAGCAGAGGAAGAUGGAAGAGGAUUCUGUUGGUUGGGUACCGAAGAAUGGCGGUGGGGAUGUUCCGUUGGUGUUGACAGAACCUAUAAAAGAAGUUGAGAAGCCCGGAGAAGUAUAGUACAGAAAAAUGUACAUUUAUUUGUAAAGUUUGGGUGUUACAACCAUCACAUGAUAAUUAAAGAAGAAAAACUUGAAACACAAUUAAUUAAAGAUGGUGCAAUGUAGUGAUAAAGUUACUGUUGUUUUCAAGGGUAUAUUUAUAUCAGGUUAUAUAUAUUGCACAAUACCGAUUAAUGAUGUUAAGAUUUUAUGUAGUUGAUCAAUUACUAACAUUAUUUCAUAAAGAUUAAUUGCUGUCAAUGUGUGUAUAUUAACCAUUGUAUAAUUAUGGUUUAAAGAUUUUAAUUAUUAUAAGGAUUAACCUCACAAAUAAAAUUAAAAACAUGUUUUAUUGUAUCCUUGUGGCAUUUUCGAGCAGACAUGAUAAAAGAUUUAUUUUUCUUCUUAUUUAUGGUGUUAUUUUAAGAGCUUUAAUAAAAUUUACUAGUCUAGUAGUAUUAUUUAUUAUACAUAUUUGAUAUUCAGUAUUGCCUAUACUGUUUGCGAUAUUUUAACAAUAAAUAGUACUCGUAAACUAACAACAGCAUUUUGUGCACAAAUUCACGCAAAAUUUGGGUUCUAAAUUCUGUAUUGAUUUAGUUUAAAGUAGAAAUAUAUCGAAAAAUGGAUGUAUUUUUUUAUUGUUGUAAUAAAAUUAUAAUAUAAUUUGUCUUUCAUAUUGAGUGAUAUACAGAUACACCUUGAUGAAUGGCAUAACAAGAGAAUUGGAUAAUUAA
Molecule: messenger RNA, 1281 nt
Organism: Cydia pomonella (codling moth)
Lineage: Eukaryota; Metazoa; Arthropoda; Insecta; Lepidoptera; Tortricidae
Product: protein FAM177A1-like
Exons: 2
Coding region: 126-563 (145 amino acids)
Source: RefSeq, a predicted model, not a curated record